Molecule: messenger RNA, 1273 nt
Organism: Prosopis cineraria
Lineage: Eukaryota; Viridiplantae; Streptophyta; Magnoliopsida; Fabales; Fabaceae
Product: peroxidase 35-like
Biological process (GO): hydrogen peroxide catabolic process; response to oxidative stress
Molecular function (GO): peroxidase activity; heme binding
Source: RefSeq, a predicted model, not a curated record
UUCCGCUUAAGCAUAUCAUUCAUUCACUCCCAACUUGCAACCAAAGCCCUCAUCUUCUUCCCCCUCCUCUUCCCUUCCACUCCAUAAAUUGCAAAAUAUGGGUCCAUGUCGUCUCAUACUUAUGUUGUCACUCUCAUUGAGUCUCUGCCUGUUUCCAUAUUCCACUUAUGCGCAACUGAGCAAAAACCACUAUGCCAAAACCUGUCCCAAUCUCGAAAGCAUCGUGAGAACAGCUGUAAGGAACAAGUUUCAGCAGACAUUUGUUACAGUCCCCGCAACCCUUCGUCUCUUCUUCCACGAUUGCUUUGUCCAGGGUUGUGAUGCUUCCGUAUUGAUAGCAUCGACAGGGAACAACAAAGCAGAGAAGGAUCACCCCGACAAUCUGUCAUUGGCGGGUGAUGGGUUUGACACAGUGAUCAAAGCAAAAGCAGCAGUGGAUGCCGUCCCUCAGUGCAGAAACAAAGUCUCUUGUGCUGAUAUUCUGGCCUUGGCUACUCGUGAAGUUGUCUCACUGGCUGGAGGACCAUUCUAUGAAGUUGAAUUGGGAAGAUUUGACGGGCUCGUCUCUAGAGCUUCCGAUGUGGACGGCAGGCUGCCUCAGCCCAACUUCAAUUUGAACCAGCUCAAUUCACUCUUUGCCUCUCGCGGCCUCACCCAAACCGACAUGGUUGCCCUCUCAGGAGCACACACCCUGGAUUCUCGAUUGCAGCCGUUCUCCAAUAGAAUAUACAACUUCAGGCCAGGAAACCCAGUGGACCCUACGUUGAACGGACUGUAUGCAAGCCAGCUCCAAGGGAUGUGUCCGAGGAACGUCGAUCCAAGGAUAGCCAUCAACAUGGACCCCACCACCCCUAGAACGUUUGACAAUGUCUAUUACCAGAAUCUCCAGCAAGGUAAAGGCCUCUUCACCUCCGACCAAAUCCUCUUCUCCGACCCGAGGUCCAGGUCUACUGUCAAUGCUUUUGCCUCUAAUAAGAACGUCUUCAACGCCAAUUUCGUCACCGCCAUCACCAAGUUGGGUCGCGUGGGUGUCAAAACUGCCAGCAAUGGCAAAAUUCGUACCGAUUGUUCUGUGCUCUGAUUCCCAGAAACUGGGACAGGGUUUCACGUGGGAGCGUCACUUGAGAACGACGAUGCAACGGGAAACACAUUUGUUGUUAAUAAAACUUGUUCAAUAAUAACAAUAAGUUAAGGGAAUGGACGAAUCGCUUUAACGUUUAUGUGCAAUUUUUAUGCUUGACUUUGAGGAAAUGGAUGAAUCGUUCGUUGUACA